This is a messenger RNA of Acanthopagrus latus (yellowfin seabream), 4998 nucleotides long. It is a transcript of the gene phf14, whose product is annotated as PHD finger protein 14. Gene Ontology annotation, biological process: regulation of transcription by RNA polymerase II. The record is from RefSeq and is a predicted model, not a curated record. Lineage: Eukaryota; Metazoa; Chordata; Actinopteri; Spariformes; Sparidae. Bases 111 to 2732 code for a protein of 873 amino acids. The transcript is spliced from 17 exons.
CAUGGCAACAACAUCCACUCGUUUUUACGUCACCGCUGUUGUCCAUUGUCCACCGAACAUGCAGCUAAGGGGAGAGCUGCCUCGUUCCUUGUAGUAAACACGAACUACAGAUGGACCGCAGUUUAAAGCGCCGGCAGGUGAAACCACUUGCUGCCUCUCUCUUGGAUGCCUUGGACUAUGACAGCUCAGAUGACAGUGACUUUGAAGUAGGAGAUGCCUCAGGAUCAGAUGGCACAGGCAAUGGCAGUGAUGAGGAAGGGUCUAAAGCAAGUGCUGCUGGGUCAGAAAGUGAUUCGGAGAAAGCUGGUUCUGCAGACGAUGGAAUAGAUGAAGAGGAGGCCAAAGAUCUGGCCGCUGAGGACAACUUAACGGAAGAUGAAGACAAGACCAAACAGCAGCCUUCCUCAGACAGCUCCACCAAAGACACCCCUGCUGUCACCCCACCCAAAAGCCGACGCAAGAGCAAGAAGACACCAGAGCCAGAGCCUGAACCUGAACCUGUUGCAGCUGCUGCCACUGAAUCUACCUCAGCAUUGGAGGCUGCCAGCGCUAACACGGAUGAGUCUCAGUCUGAGCCCAAGAAAUGGAAUUUCCGCAGGAACCGCCCACUGCUGGACUUCACCACCAUGGAAGAGCUGAAUGAGAUGGACGACUACGACAGUGAGGACGAUAAUGACUGGAGACCGACAGGAGGGAAGAAGAAAGGCAAAGCAACAGCUCAGAAAGGAGGGACUGAGGAGGAGGAGGGAGGCAGUGCUAGUGACGAUGAUGAUGAUGAUAAUGAUGACGACGACGAUGAUGAUGACGACGAUGAGGAUGACGAGGACGAUGACAAGGAAGAUGGUAAUGACAACAACAACAGUAGCAGUGAUAGUGAGAAAGAGGUGAAGAAGCCCAAGAAGAAGGCCAAAAGCACCAGUGCAUUUGAUGAAGAGCUGACUAAUGACAGCAUGUCCCAAGGAAAGGGCAACGAGGAUGCCUUGCUGGACCGGUCCCAGACCUGGAGCACUCAGCACAUCCUCAUCUGCUGUGUGUGUCUGGGUGACAACAGCGAGGACGCCGAUGAGAUUAUCCAGUGUGACAACUGUGGGGUGACCGUGCACGAAGGAUGUUAUGGCGUGGAUGGUGAGAGUGACUCUAUCAUGAGCUCCGCAUCAGAGAAUUCAACGGAGCCCUGGUUCUGUGAUGCCUGUAAGAAUGGAGUGACUCCCAGCUGUGAGCUGUGCCCCAACCAGGAUGGCAUCUUCAAAGAGACGGAUGCCGGGAGAUGGGUGCAUGUGGUUUGUGCACUUUAUGUUCCUGGAGUAGCAUUUGGAGACAUUGAUAAACUACGACCAGUGACGCUGACAGAGAUGAAUUAUUCAAAAUAUGGGGCCAAGGAGUGCAGUUUCUGUGAGGACGCGCGCUUUGCCAGGACAGGUGUGUGCAUCAGCUGUGAUGCAGGGAUGUGUCGCUCUUAUUUCCAUGUCACCUGUGCUCAGAGGGAGGGACUCCUGUCUGAGGCUGCAGCGGAGGAGGAUAUUGCUGAUCCAUUUUUUGCAUACUGCAAACAGCAUGCAGACCGCUUUGACAGGAAGUGGAAAAGGAAGAAUUAUCUGGCCUUACAGUCUUACUGUAAGGUCUCUCUGCAGGAGAGAGAGAAACAGCUUACUCCUGAAGCUCAGGCCCGAAUCACUACCCGCCUGCAGCAGUACAGGGCAAAAGCAGAGCUUUCCAGGAACACUCGGCCUCAGGCAUGGGUGCCCCGGGAGAAGUUGCCGCGACCUCUGACCUCUAGUGCCUCAGCCAUCAGGAAGCUGAUGAGGAAGGCAGAGCUGAUGGGCAUCAGCACAGACAUUUUCCCUGUAGACACAUCUGAUGCCAAUGCGAGCUUGGACGGACGCAGGAAACACAAGCAACCUGCCCUCACAGCAGAUUUUGUCAACUACUACCUAGAGCGGAACAUGCGAAUGAUCCAGAUCCAGGACAACAUCUCUGAGCAGAAGAACUUGAAAGACAAGCUGGAGAGCGAGCAAGAAAAACUGCACGUGGAGUACAACAAGCUUUGUGAAUCCCUGGAGGAGCUACUGAAUGUCAAUGGAGAGCUACGAAGUGAAGGCCAGGCCAUGUGGACACUACUGGGGGACAUCCUCGGCCAGAAACUAAACACCCCAGCUGUUCUGAAAGCCCCAAAAGAGAGGAAACCCAGCAAGAAGGAGGGAGGAUCCCCAGGGAAGUCAUCCAGCCUGCCAGCAAUCCUCUACAGCUGUGGCAUCUGUAAGAAAAACCAGGACCAACAUCUGCUGGUGUUGUGUGACACUUGCAAGCUUUACUAUCACCUGGGCUGCCUGGAGCCACCAUUAACACGCAUGCCCAAGAAGACCAAGAACAGCUAUUGGCAAUGCUCCGAGUGUGAUCAGGCCAGCAGCGAUGAGGCUGAUAUUGCCAUGGAGACGCUACCGGACGGCACCAAGAGGUCCAGAAGGCAGAUCAAGGGACCAAUCAAAUUUAUCCCACAGGAGAUGUCGCCAGAGCCCAAGAAACAUCAAGUGAGAGGCACGAGAACCAGGGGGCAGAAGAGGAAGAGAGUUCCCAUCUGUGAAGAUCGAGAGGAUAAAAUCGAGGAACCACUGCCACGGGAACGCCGACAACGGCAGUCUGCAAUGCAGAAAAAACCCAAAGCAGAUGACACAAGGACUGAGUGUACAACCUGCAAAGGACCGGGUGACAACGAAAACCUUGUGAGGUUUUGAGAGCCGGGGCAGCCACCUCACCUCCCAUAAAAACUCGGGCCAGAUGACCAUUGGCUUAGAGACAGAGAGAGGCAGAUUGAGGCGUUUGAAGAAAGGCGCUGGGGUCAGGCUGAAGAACGAGACCGCCAUGCUGCCCCGCAACCACCUCUGAACCAAACUGGACCAACAACUGUCCAACGAAAAUUGGGUGGAGCUGUCUAAAUCUGAGUGUUGUUGGAGCCCUUUUUUUUUUUAUUUAAUGUUGAACCCUUUGCUCUUAGCUGUCUUAACACUCCACAAUUUACCAAUUGUGGCACCAGUUGCACCUAUGCAAUUGCCUGCAUCUACAAAGUUUUGACCAAGAAAGAAAAAGAUGUGUCAUUAUACAAUUACUGAUUAAUUAUUAUUGAGUAUUAAACUAUUUUGGCCCAUUAACACAACACCUCUGUUGCACUCAUUAGGUAGCAUUAAACACAAACAAGAAGAGAAUGACUGGAGAGCUUACCGUCAAGCCAGAUGAUGGAUGCAACUGUUCCAGGAAAUUGAGUCCUGAUAUCUUUGAGGAUCCCAUGAUUUGGUUAACUUAGGAUUAAGGUUAGUAAUGUAAUAGGGUUAGAGAUAGCAUUGUUUAAUGUAAUGUAUUUCCUUUAGAAACAAGAUGUUGGACAGGGAUGGAUCUAUCAACUAUGAAGUAAAUCAAAUCAAACUGUUUUGAUAGGACAGUAUACCCACUAUUGAAACAUGAAGACCACUGUAGAUUUCUAUGAAAGGAAACUUCCUAAAUAGCUCAAGCACCCAUGGAAUCUUUAAGAUUGUGUUCAAAUGUGGCUGUUGUAUAUAAUAAGUUUGCCCAAAGCCUCUUGACUGCUCACAUGGUAGCUGAGCUUCCCUCUGUAAUAAAUGAGUGUAAGACUCUGUGCUCGUUGGUUGCAGUGUUUAAACACACGAAACACUCAAGCUGCUAUAAAAGACAGAAAACUGCCGUGCUCAGUUGAUUUUUACUCCCUCUGACUUUGGACGCUAUCUCAAAUAAUUCCUCUCCAUGCCUGCAGGGGCUCACCUGCAUCCAACAUGUAUUUUAAAUCUUGUAGAUGAACUAUUUUUUUUUCAUUGGUACUGGGCUGGUGCUCUGCUUUUUUGUCCCCAUUAGACUUCCCCAUCAGUACCAAUCAGUAUUAUUGACUGAAGUUAUCUACCAGUGUGAAUUCUGUUCAUUUAGAAAGCACUUGCACUUCCCAGAUGUGAGUGUUGCUUUUUCUAAGUAAAUGGAGGACCAGAAGUAAGAAAAAAUUAGUGUUGUAAAUAGAAGACCCAACUGUUUCAUAUGUAUCAAGUGUAGCAGUUAAGUGAUGCUACCAUAAAGCAUCUGUAGUAGAAACAAUCUAGUGUAGUUAGCAGUAAUAGCACUUAAAUAUUUGUCCAGUCUUCUCUAGUGUUUCAAAGCAUUUGGAAGUCUUCGUCUGUCAUAUCUUGAAGUGACAGUGAAACUGCCACGUCCUCAGAAAGAAGCCCGGUUUUGUCUCCGUGUCCCCAAAGGACCAUAGUCAGUGCUGUCAAAACAACAGCUGCUUGCUGUUCUGUCAGGGCUCAUGACAAGUGUCACACUCUGCCCUCAUAUGUCACUCUGUUGCCUAUCCAGGGUCCUAUAUGCAUGCUUUUGGGAGCAGUCAAGCCCAUGCAGUUCCUUGCUUUUUGUCUCCCUACAGUGUACGCCAUGUUGGGUUUGUCUUGAGAAGGGAGAUCUCAGUGUAAUAUGACUUGGUGACCCUUGACCAGUCCUUUCCUAUCGCUCAUACUCAGUCUUAAAGACAGCAUGUCACUUCAACAAUGCAUGGCUAUAUCUACUUACUUUUAGAUCUGUACAGUAAUUUAAAACUGAAAAUAAGUGAUGUGGUCUUGUAGAAUUUGAAUGCCAGGUAACUAUGUAGUGUGACAGUGUGUACAGUAUUUAUUGCAGAGGUCAAACAUACAUGUCUUUACUUUUUGUGCCUACAUACUUGAUUAUAUAGCAUAAGCUUGUGUUGUGAACAGAGUUUAGCUCUGAUUUGUGAUGUAGUCUUACAGUGACUACCAUAUUUUCUUUGAGUUGCCAAACAUUUGUUUACAGACAUGCUUUUAAAGGGACUAUUUCUGAUUAAUUGUCUAGUGUAUAGUGUAUUACUGUGGUACUGUAUGGAGUAAGAAUGUGAAUGUGGCUGCUGUUAUGUAUGUGAAGUGUCUCAGCCUCUAGCCCAUAGCUCUUGAAAAUUCAGCAGAGCUUUAAUAAACUCUUGACUUUUUCACCUUA